Messenger RNA from Amphiprion ocellaris (clown anemonefish), 1043 nucleotides. RefSeq names its product angiogenin-2. The record is from RefSeq and is a predicted model, not a curated record. The coding region runs from base 29 to 610 and encodes 193 amino acids. Lineage: Eukaryota; Metazoa; Chordata; Actinopteri; Pomacentridae. The transcript has 2 exons.
CUCCGGCUUCGUUUCAGGUUUCAGGACGAUGGCCUCUCUCCGGGUUCUCCUCUUCUUCCUCGUCUUCUUCCUGCUCCAUCUCCAGACAUGGGCUAAAAACGACGCCCCCUGCCAGCUCUCCAAGUGGAACAACGGCUACAAGACCUUCAUCAAGCGCCACAUCCGCUCCGGAACGCCCGACUCCUACGACGAGGACGAGUGGAAGGCCUACAUCAAGACCCACGGCGGCUGCGACCGGCCCACGCAGUCCUUCCUGCUGCCCCGGGACCUGGACCGGGUGCGGGCCGUGUGCUCCAGCGGCGGCGGGCAGGUCUACCGGGAGAACCUGUGCAUCAGCCGGCAGCCCUUCACCUUCGUCACCGUCAGGAGCCAGCCGGGAACCUGCAGCAUCCGCAGCGUCAAGGCCGAAACCAAGCACCUGAUCCUGGCCUGCGAGGUCCUGGAGAACCAGUGUCUGCCGGUGCACUUCGAGGGGAACCCGGAAGACCUGAGGCCGGACAACAACGCCAGAGGAUGCCAGGAUCCUGAGACGAGAGGAGACGCUGCAGCCCUGAGGACGACGUGGCUCUGGAUGGUUUCUGCUCUAAUAUUUAUUGUUUAUGCUUAUUAAACUGCUUCAGAGGAGGCUUUGGAGGUUUCAUUUGGAGAUUUAAAACGGUAUAUUUAUAAAAAGUUCAGUUCCUACUUGAAUAUGCAUGUAUUGUGAGGAUUUCCAAAAGAGAAAACAAAAUCUGGAUUUAUUUAAUAACUAAUUUCUUCUCUGGAUGCUUCUAUCUACAGGGGACUGACAACAUGCAGAGAAAAAAAAUGUAAUUUCAUUUGAUUUUUCAUUCCUUUCCACUGCAACAAAUAUAAGAAAAUGGGGUUUUUUUUGCUGUAUUUUGCACCAACCAGCCAUAUUUUCACACAGACAAUAAAUAAGCUAUUAGAUUACAACACAUCAGCUGUAUAUUUAUAAAAAGUUCCAUUUUUAAGGACAUAUUCUUUUGUAAAAACAGUUUCUUGAAUAUACAUGCAAAAAUAAAAUUUGGAAAGAAAAGCGA